CGAACUUUCUGCUUCGAUAGACGUCGACACUUACGCGUGCACGGACAAUGGCAGACGAUAUCGUGAAGGCUUUCGCGGCCAUUGGGCUGAGCGAUGCUGUUGUGAAGGAGACCGUGAAGAACACCAAGCUCAGCAGCGCUUUGACCGGCAUUAUCGCUGAAGCUGGAGUAACCGACGGAUGUGAUAAGGCUAUCGGAAGCCUGCUCUACGCUCUGGCUACUGCAGACAAAUCUGGCAGCCUGCCCAACCGAGAAUAUGUCAGCUUGGCCAUCAAAGACGGCAGGCUCAAGACAGUGCGUCAGGUAGAAGCCGCUAUCGCUUACAUGAAGCAAAACGCCGGUAGCUUUAAUGAGCAUGUCUUUAACAAAGAUUGCGGUGUCGGCGUGGAAGUUACUACGGAGGAGGUCAAGACUCUUGUUGCCGCAUACAUUCAGGAGAAUAAGGAGGUGAUUGAAUCGGAGCGGUAUCAGAGGCUGUCUGCCACCAUGGUGGCUUUGAGAGCCAAUCCUGAUCUUAAGUGGGCCGAUGCUACUGUACUGAAGAAAGAAAUCGAUCUUCAGUUCGGGCAGCUUUUGGGGCCCAAAGAUGAGCGCGAUGCUCCUAAGAAGGUGAAGAAGCCUGCGGCCAGCAAGGAGGCCAAGACGUCCACCACUAAUACUGCAAAGACUGCGGCAUCCGCUGAGCAUUCAGGAAACAUGUUCGAAGAAGGCUUCCUUGCUCGCUUGUACAAGCCAGGUGAGAACCCGCAAAUCAAGCCUGAGUUACGGGAGCAGCACUUGCGCGCCACGGGAGGGAAGGUCGUGACGCGAUUUCCUCCUGAGCCUAACGGCUAUCUUCACAUCGGUCACAGCAAAGCUAUUGCGGUGAACUUCGGAUAUGCGAAAUAUCAUAAUGGUAUCUGUUAUCUUCGUUACGAUGACACCAAUCCGGAAGCCGAGGAAGAACAAUAUUUUGUUUCCAUCAAGGAGAUGGUUAACUGGCUUGGUUUCAAGCCUUACAAGAUCACUUAUUCCAGCGACUACUUCCAGGAGCUAUAUGACCUUGCUGAGGAGUUGAUUAAGCGCGACAAGGCUUAUGUGUGCCAUUGUACAGCGGAGGAGAUGUAUGCCGCUCGUGGUGGUGACGAGCGUGGCCCUCGUUACGCUUGCAAACACCGCAACCGACCUAUCGACGACAGCUUGGCCGAGUUCCGGGGAAUGAACGAUGGUAAGUACCAGCCGAAUCAGGCUAUCCUUCGCAUGAAGCAAGAUCUUGAAGACGGAAACCCCCAGAUGUGGGAUAUGGUUGCUUAUCGAGUGCUCGAUGCUCCUCACCACCGUACUGGUGACAAAUGGAAGAUUUACCCUACGUAUGACUUCACUCACUGUCUGGUUGAUUCUUUCGAGAACAUAUCUCACUCGCUUUGUACGACCGAGUUCAUUACCGCUAGGCAAUCCUAUGAAUGGUUGUGUGAUGCGCUUGAGGUUUACAAGCCCAAGCAGAGUGAAUAUGGGCGCUUGAAUAUUACCGGCACUGUUCUCAGCAAGCGUAAGAUCGCAAAACUGGUUACGGAGAAACAUGUUCGCGGCUGGGAUGAUCCUCGUCUGUACACGCUUGUUGCUAUCAAGCGACGUGGCAUUCCGCCUGGUGCUAUCCUGAACUUUGUUAAUGAGCUUGGCGUUACCACAUCAACGACCAACAUUCAGACGGCCCGAUUCGAAAACUCUAUUCGCCGUUACCUCGAAGAUCAUACGCCGCGACUGAUGGUGCUUUUGGACCCUGUGCCAGUCAUCAUUGACAAUCUCCCUGAUGACUAUGUUGAAGAAUGUACAGUACCAUACAAGCCGAAUGACCCAACUAUGGGCGAGCGCAAGGUUCCUUUUGCCAAGCGGGUGUACAUUGACCGUAGCGAUUUCCGCACGGAAGACUCCAAGGACUAUUUCCGACUAGCGCCGGGCAAAUCUGUGGGACUUUUCCGAGUUCCGUAUCCCAUCAAAGCUACUAGCUUCAAAACGGAUCCCGCUACGGGUCUUGUUACGGAGAUUCACGCCCAUUAUGAGAACGAUGCUGAAUUCAAGAAACCCAAAACGUACAUUCAGUGGGUUGGAGACGCACCUUCUCACAAAUCACCUGUCAUACUGGAUGAGGUCCGCCUCUUCACACCUCUGUUCAAGUCCGAAAACCCGUCCGCGCAUCCUGACGGCUUCUUAGCCGACAUUGAUCCCAACAGCGAACAGAUCGUUAAGAACGCUAUGGUCGAAGUCGGGAUCACGGAUAUGCAGAAGCGUGGGACGAAGGAUGCCGGUGAGCAGGACGAGCAAAAGCGUCUCGACGGUCCUGAGGCCAUCCGCUUCCAGGCCAUGCGUGUUGGAUAUUUCUGCAUGGAUUCGGAUUCAUCGGAGGGACGUGUUGUGUUGAAUCGCAUUGUGUCGUUGAAGGAAGAUGUGGGAAAGCGCGCUUAGUCUGUAGUUUAAUUGAAUAACAUAGACCUAUAAGGCUGGCUUCGGUACCUUUCUGAUAGAGUGGAGAAACACCCUGGGUGUCCGUCCAGCUCAUGAUCAGUCAAAAUGACAUACCUAAGUAAUACCAAUUCCCACCGGUCACCGAGCCCCUGCACAUGCGACCGCUA
Saitoella complicata NRRL Y-17804 is the source of this 2608-nucleotide messenger RNA. Its product is annotated as glutaminyl-tRNA synthetase. Gene Ontology annotation, molecular function: glutamine-tRNA ligase activity; ATP binding. The coding region runs from base 48 to 2441 and encodes 797 amino acids. Lineage: Eukaryota; Fungi; Ascomycota; Saitoellomycetes; Saitoellales; Saitoellaceae. The transcript has 6 exons. Gene Ontology annotation, cellular component: cytosol; cytoplasm. Gene Ontology annotation, biological process: translation; glutaminyl-tRNA aminoacylation. The record is from RefSeq and is a predicted model, not a curated record.